AUGUCAGGUAGUAAGAGUAUAAUGGAGCGUUUUCUGAAUUUGAAAAGAAAAUCACCACCACCCACAAGCAAUGAUCCUAGUCAUGAUGAAAGUCCAUCAAACGUUAGACUUGUUAUUGCUCUCGACAAGCAAAGCAAAGUCACUGAAAAGGAGUAUAUGAUUCGAUUGAACAAUUCCAUAAGUGCUGCUCGAUACUUGCUGCAUCAAGGUCUAGCAUUCCGUGGUCAUGAUGAAUCAGAAGAGUCUAAGAGCAAAGGAAAUUUUCGAGAGUUAUCAAUUCUUUUGGCAGAGCAAAAUGUGAAUACAAAGAGAGUUGUGUUAAGAGAUGCGCCUGGAAAUAAUAAACUGAUAGCUCCAGAAAUUCAGAAGGACAUUGCUGAAUGCUAUGCAGAGAUCAUAGUCAAAUCUAUUGUUGCUGAAAUUGGUGGUGGAGUUUUCUGUUUAUUGGUUGAUGAGUCCGCUGAUGUUUCAGGCAAGGAACAAAUGGCUGUAGUUUUGCGGUAUGUCGACGAGUUCGGAGCAGUCCAAGAAAGACUUAUUGGUGUUGUUCAUGUGAAUGAGACAUCUGCUUCAUGUCUCAAAUCCGGCAUUGAUCAGUUGUUCAAGAAGUAUGGAUUGAACGUAAAACAAGUUCGAGGCCAAGGGUACGACGGGGCUAGCAACAUGAGAGGUGAGUUCAAUGGCUUGAGAGCUUUGAUCAUGAGGGAGAAUAGCUCAGCAUAUUAUGUUCACUGCUUCGCUCACCAACUCCAGUUAGUCAUUGUGGCAGUAGCUAAAAAGAAUGAUGAUGUUAGUGACUUCUUUGACAUGAUAGCCCUUCUGCUUAAUGUGGCCGGAGCUUCUUGUAAACGAAAAGACUUGAUUAGGGAGAGUCAGCAAGAAAGAGUGAAGAAAGGUAUUGGUUGUGGACAACUUAGUACUGGAACGGGAUUAAAUCAAGAGCUAUCACUUCAAAGAGCUGGAGACACUCGUUGGGGUUCUCACUAUAAAACUCUUCGGAGCAUACUUAACUUGUUCCCAGAUGUUAUUGAAGUACUCAAGUAUGUUGAAAAAGAUGGGCCAAGUGAUGCAAAGAAGCGUCAAGCUCGUGGUCUUUUAGAUUAUGUUACUGAUUUUGACUUCGUGUUUCAUCUACACUUGAUGUUUCUUAUCUUGGGACAUGCAAAUGCUUUAUCUCUAUCUUUACAGAGGAAAGAUAAGGACAUCUUGGAGGCUAUGGUAGAGGUGAAGUUAACCAAGCAAAAAUUUCAGAAAAUCAGAGAUGACGGUUGGGAGUCUCUAUUGGAGAGAACUCACUCAUUUUGUGAGCUGUAUGAUAUUCCUAAGUUGGAUAUGGAAGAAGAGUAUAUAGACCGGCAUAAACCAAGGAAAAAAACCAACCGCACUAACUAUCAGCACUACAGAUAUGAUUGCCUCAACCCUGUUAUUGACUUGCAGCUUGCAGAGUUCAAUGAUCGUUUUAAUGAAGUAAAUUCGAGCCUUCUUACCCGAAUGGCUGCAUUCUGUCCAAAAGAUUCCUUUGAAGCUUUCGAUGUUGAGAGCUUAGUUGAUUUGGCUAAGUCCUAUCCAGAUGAUUUUGAUUCUAUCCAGUUGAAGGAACUUGCUCAUGAGCUUCCUUUCUACAUUGAUAAUGUGCGAGCAGACGAAAGAUUUACAGGCCUGAAAACUAUUUCUGAACUUGGUAAGCUGAUGGUUAGUACAAAUAAGCAUCUUGCUUUUCCUUUGGUCUAUCAGCUCCUGAAGCUAGUAUUAGUGCUGCCUGUCGCAACUGCAUCAGUGGAGAGAUGUUUCUCUGGAAUGAAAAUAGUGAAGAUUGUGCUACGUAAUCGCAUUGGUGAUGAUUUCAUGAACUACUGCAUCAUUUGUUUCUUGGAGCAAAGACUUCUAUAUUCAACUUCACGUAAGGAUGUAAUAGAUUACUUUUUGAAGAUGAAAGAACGUAGAGGUCAAGAAAAAUAG
This is a messenger RNA of Triticum dicoccoides, 1959 nucleotides long. Its product is annotated as zinc finger MYM-type protein 1-like. NCBI's taxonomy places the organism in Eukaryota, Viridiplantae, Streptophyta, Magnoliopsida, Poales, Poaceae. The transcript is spliced from 4 exons. The record is from RefSeq and is a predicted model, not a curated record. The coding region runs from base 1 to 1959 and encodes 652 amino acids. Gene Ontology annotation, molecular function: protein dimerization activity.